Molecule: messenger RNA, 2531 nt
Organism: Chanos chanos (milkfish)
Lineage: Eukaryota; Metazoa; Chordata; Actinopteri; Gonorynchiformes; Chanidae
Gene: usp1
Product: ubiquitin specific peptidase 1
Biological process (GO): protein deubiquitination
Cellular component (GO): cytosol; nucleus
Molecular function (GO): cysteine-type deubiquitinase activity
Source: RefSeq, a predicted model, not a curated record
CUAGGAUGGGCUACAUUAGUCACAUGGACCUAUAGCUUGCUCCAACGUUUGCCUGUAAAAUUACAUCAGAGAAUUAUGUAUGUGAGUUGCACGUGUAGAUUUUGUUAAGUUGUCGACGGUGGAAAAUGACCGGUCUACAAGGAGACGGAACUGGGGUCGCUCUUGGCAGUCCAGUUAAGAAAGGCCGUCUAUCCCUAAGGAUUUUCCACAAAAAGGAGACUACCCGAGCCUUAGACUUCUCAGAGAAUCAUGAGGAAGAGUCCGUUUCGACAGUAACCGAAGAACCCGCAAGUUGUGAUCAGAUGGUACCCGGUGCCUGUCUCCCCACCCCCCUGGCCUGCCUGAGAAGAGAUAGUCUGGCUCCCUUUGUGGGAUUCAGUAAUUUGGGAAACACAUGCUACCUGAACAGCAUUCUUCAGGUUCUGUAUUACUGCCCUGGGUUUAAAGAUGCCAUCCAGACUCUAUACCAGUUAUCCAAAACAGCAGACGCACACAGAAACAGCGAGACGGAAAACGAAGAGUCUGAGCUGUCUGCAGAGGAAUCAGCAUCUGCACGUAUGGAGCUGCUGGGUAGUUUUCACAGUCUGUUCACCUCAGUGGAGCAUUCACAGGCCAGUUUCCUGCUUAAUCCAGAGAAAUACACCAAUAGAGAGCUGGCCACACCUCCGUGCAGACUACUGAACACUCUCAGGCAGCUGAACCCGAUGUAUGAGGGUCACCUGCAGCAUGACGCACAGGAGGUGCUACAGUGCAUCCUCACAUACAUCCAAGAGGUCUGCAACAUCAUUCAGAAAAAGCAGAGGGGUAACCAUGACGACACAGGUGAGAAGAGGAUGGAGUGUGGUUCCGGUGCUGCUCCCAAAAAUGGAUCCACGGGACAGACUGAGACCCAGAGGGAGGAAGAGGCAGAGGUGGAUGAACAGCUCAGUGGAAAGAGAAAGAGUGACACAGAAGCUGGGAACAUCCAAAAGAAGUCCAAAUCCCAAACUAAGUCCAACAAAUGUGACUCCAAGGAAGAAUCCCAGCAUUUCACACGCUCCAAGAGAAAGUCUUCCAGUGACCUCACUGUGGUCGGCACUGGCAGCAAAUGGACAGGGGAGGGGGGCGAGGAAAAGGCGGAGAAAGCGGAAAAUGAGAAUGUUGGGAGCUGUUUGGCAGUGGAGAAAAAUGAAUGUGCUCUGAAAGAGGGAGCACAGAGAAAGAAAACUGCAAAACUGAGCUGGUUAAACCCCUUGCGGAAGCAGCCUAGCAUCUUCUCAAAGUUUCGCAGCGUGGGGAGAAUCAGCACUCGCACUGGGGGGAGAGGAGAGGGCAGAGAGGCCUCUGGAAAAGAAAGCAGUGUGAAAGAAACACAGGAGCAGGAUAACACUGACUUUGACAGGAAUGUGACAACACUGGGAUCUCAUGAGCACCAAAAGACAGCAAAGCCAAAAGGGCAGCAGAGUUUGGAUGAGCUGAAGCAGCUGUUCCGGGGCCAGCUGGUCCUGCGGACACGAUGUCUGGAGUGUGAGUGUUAUACGGAGAGGAGGGAAGACUUUCAGGACAUCAGUGUACCUGUUCAGGAGGAUGAGAGGAGCAGCACUGACUUGGGCUCUGAGGUUUCUCCAGAGCCAAAGGCGGAGCUGAAGACCCUGAGGUGGGCUAUCUCCCAGUUUGCGUCAGUGGAGCGGAUAGUGGGCCAAGAGAAGUACUUCUGUGAGACAUGCUGCCACUACACAGAGGCCGAGAGGAGCCUGCAGUUUGACACUGUGCCUGAAGUCAUCACCAUCCAUCUCAAGUGCUUCUCUGCCAGCAACUCUGAGACUGAGCCAUAUGCAGGCCUGUCGAAGGUCAGCACCCCUCUGCAGACACCACUCAGACUGUCCCUGAAGGAGUGGUGUGCCCAACCGUGCCGCGCUGACGGAGGCGGUCUUCACUACAUGCUUUUUGCUGUGGUCAUGCACAGUGGAGUCAGCAUCAGCAGUGGACAUUACACCACCUACAUCCGCAUGACUGACCUCCAACGCCCCACAGUCUGGCCUUUGUCGCCUGAGGAGAACACAGAGGAGGGCGUGAAGAUGAAAGAGGAGGUAUUCCCAGACUAUGACGAUGGAGAGGUGUCCUUCAGUUUGAGGAGGAGGGUGAUGCAGAACGGGGGGGCGAAUGUGUCCAGUGCUGCCAGUAAAGCAGGUGCCAAAAGACCCUCAGAGGGAGUCGGGCUGUUAGGGGGUCAGAGAAACCUACCCAGUUACCAACUGGGAACAGAUCAGCAGAACAGCCUGGAGAAAAGUACUGCAAGCACCCCCUGGCUCAGCAGUGCCGCCCUGCAGGACGGAGGAGUGAUGGAGGGGACAGAGGCUGUGAGGGAGAGGAGCCAGGAGACCUUAGAUACGGCCUGGCAGAAGGUUCUAGACUAUGAGGGAAAGUGGCUGCUGUUUGAUGACUCAGAGGUGAAGCUUGUGCAGGAGGAAGAUUUCCUCAGGUCCUGUUCUCCUCAUACCUCUUCAACCUCUACACCUUACCUCCUGUUUUAUAAGAAACUCUCUCACUAA